Cuscuta europaea is the source of this 1319-nucleotide messenger RNA. The record is from the annotation of a GenBank genome assembly. Lineage: Eukaryota; Viridiplantae; Streptophyta; Magnoliopsida; Solanales; Convolvulaceae.
CAGUGUGUUGUGAUCAAAGAGUAAUCAACCGAAGGAAUUAAUGGCUAGGCAGUCGAUAACGUGGCUGGCUAAUUGAGUAAUGGCUAUGCAUGAGGGGCAUCGACGGCAUUCCCAGAUAGCCUCUCAAUCUUCCUUGCUGAUUACCCAACAUUCCACUCGAUUUUCAUUCUCUUCGUUUCCACAUACAUUUUAGCGUAAGCAAAGCUGAAAUCAAUCAAUGGCAGUGAAGGAAGAGAAGAAGCCGUCGGUGGAAAUCAACAAGCUGAGGUUCACCUACCCAGGAAUCGAUGGCCACCCGCCGCCUGGCUCCACUCCACUCAUCGACGACUUCUCCCUUACUCUUUUUCCCGGUGACCGCUAUCUUCUAGUCGGAUCUAAUGGCGCAGGGAAGACGACAAUUCUCAAGAUAUUGGGAGGGAAGCAUAUGGUGGAGCCACAUAUGGUUAGAAUUUUAGGACGAUCAGCAUUUCACGACACUGCUUUGACGUCUUCAGGCGACCUUUGCUAUCUUGGGGGAGAGUGGAGGAGAGAAGUUGCUUUUGCUGGGUUUGAGGUGCCUAUUCAAAUGGAUGUCUCUGCUGAAAAAAUGAUAUAUGGGGUUACAGGUGUCAAUCCCCAAAGACGAGAUGAAUUAAUUAAGGCAUUAGGUAUUAAUCUGUCAUGGAGGCUGCACAAAGCAUCAGAUGGUCAAAGGAGGAGGGUACAAAUUUGUAUGGGUCUUCUGAGACCAUUUACGGUGCUCCUCCUUGAUGAGAUCACUGUUGACCUCGAUGUACUUGCAAGGGCUGACCUUUUGAAAUUUCUGAAGAAAGAAUGUGAAGAACGAGGCGCUACAAUUAUUUACGCCACACAUAUCUUUGAUGGUCUGGAGGACUGGCCUUCUCAUAUUGUUUAUGUAGCUAAUGGAAAAUUGCAACUAGCUACCCCAAUGAGCAAGGUUAAGGAGAUGAGCAACAUUUCACUAAUGAGAACAGUAGAAAGUUGGUUGAGGAAAGAAAGGGAUGAGCAAAGGAAAUGGAGGAAAGAGAGGAAGGAAAAAGGGCUUGCGCCGUUUGAUAAACAGAUUGAUGGAACUCGUGUGGUAGGAGAUCCGGCUCGCUCAUUAAACAAUGGUUGGGCUGGUGGAAGGCUACAUUCUACCCUUGCUGGUGAAGAAAAUUUUGUGUAUAGCUCAAACAGGGUUUUGAGACAGUAAAGGGAUUGGUAUCUAAUUGAGUUUUUGCCACUUUUAGAUCUCUAGUUAUUGAGUCAGUGACGUUUUUUAUACUUGACUUUGAAAGUUUCCACUUUUAAGUCCUUUCGAUAUAGUGAUAGAGAGA